Messenger RNA from Lottia gigantea (owl limpet), 1352 nucleotides. RefSeq lists its product as hypothetical. The record is from RefSeq and is a predicted model, not a curated record. The transcript has 3 exons. Gene Ontology annotation, molecular function: DNA-binding transcription factor activity. Gene Ontology annotation, biological process: regulation of DNA-templated transcription. Bases 125 to 802 code for a protein of 225 amino acids. NCBI's taxonomy places the organism in Eukaryota, Metazoa, Mollusca, Gastropoda, Lottiidae.
GUUUGCAAUCGGUUAAUACAAUUCUUGAACUAGACUAGUGAAUACCGCCGCUCAGCUGAUAUUUAUAAAUAUACUCAUUACUUUAGAUCGUUCUGUGGGAUUCAGUUUGGAAUUAAUUAUAACAAUGGUUCGUGUACUAGGAAAAUCGAAUGCCGCUUUGACAGUUUGUUAUGAGAAAAUAAAGAGUGAUAAUAUUAUUGAUAGUGAGAAAGCUAGACGCGCUUCACAAGCGCUCAAUUUUCACGAUAAUUCAAUGUGUACAGAAGAUUUCCAACACGCAUCACCUCCACGAUGUCAGUCGGAGACGGAUAUGUCUUGUGAUUCCGAUGCAGAUAGUCUUUCAUCAUGCUACAGUACACAACCACACUCGCCCAUGAACGAACGGCAUGCUGAGGUUGUUCAAAGACGUAAAGAGAGAAGACGAGAAAGAAAUAAAUUAUCCGCUCAGGCUUAUAGACAGAGAAAGCGUGAAGAAAUCCAAAAUCAAGAUAAGAUUGUUGUUGAUUUAGAAGAACAUCAAAAACGUCUGCAAGACAGAGUUGCCGAAUUGGAACAAGAAAAAUUAUGUGUUGAGAACAUCAUUCGAAAUCGCGUCCAGUUUUUGCCCUGGUUCCACACAAAUGUGAAUAAUAACGGUGAAAACAAUAUAAAUGAUAAUAAAAAUCAGCACUUCUAUCAUGAUGCUGGCAAUAAAAAACACUGUGACGGCACCAAUGGCGACAUGACCAUGACCGUGCGCGAGACCUCUUGUCAAGGUCAAAACAUGAUGUCAUUACCACGUAAACACGCAGUGGCUUCAUGAACGCCUUCCUGUGGCAAAAGGUGUUUAAAGAUUCUCCUAUGAUGUAAAGAUCGAGAUGUAUACAGAUGGAUGCCCUUGUUAAUCAGUUGGCUGAGAUAUGAUAGAGAAACUAUCAAACUGUUAACGACCAAUUGUGAAAGAAUGUUCUUGAUAAGGCUACAUAUUAACUGAUUACAAGGGCAAGCACUAUUGUGAAAUAUCCACUUAGGCCUAUAUGUACUGAUAUCUUUGAUAUUAUUAUGACCACUUCUAGAUAGAAGAACUAUUAGUCUUAUAACAUCCUAACGAGACAGAUGUUUUCUCUCAAUAUCCACAAAUCUUACUUUCAACCAUUUAUUGACGUGUUAACAAAUCACACACAUUUAUUUUAUAAUUUUUAAUAUGAUUAAUGUUAGUGUUAUGUUCUAUUUAUUAAAUACAUGUUAAACUGAUUGUGUCGUGAACCAUAUUUCUUAUUUUAAGACUUAUUGGUGUUGUUAUUUGUGAAUAUUUUUAUGUUCAGAUUGAUAUUUGAUGUUGGUUUCUGAAAUAAAUUUGUAAUUUUACCAUA